AGGUAGGUAGCUUUCUGCCUUACACACAGCACAAUAUAGUCUAAGCCCUUUCGCAUUUUCGAAUCUUCAGCUUUAGAGCUUCAGCUUUAAAUCGUCUUGCUGCAAAACACGUUCAUAUAUCUGCUCUGUUGAGCUAUCCUAAGCUGUUCCAUAGUUAGCGACUCCGGACACUAUCCUUCGGAUCAAAUUCGGUUCACUUGACCACAUCAUCUACUCCUAAGCGUGGUUCAUCGCUUACGUGUCUGUGACUCGGUCGAUCAUUCCACUUAUGGCUUCUAAUCGAACGCGGCGUAUCGCAAAGGAGAUCGCGGAUAUUCGGGCAGAUACUCAUUCCCAAAUUACUGCCGAACCGGUGGAAGAUGACGAUGUAACACAUCUACGUGGCACGUUUCCGGGGCCCCCGGGUACACCGUAUGAAGGUGGUACUUAUGAAGUUGAUAUCAAGAUACCCAACGAUUAUCCAUUUCGGCCCCCUGUCAUGAAGUUUGUGACCAGGGUCUGGCACCCCAAUGUGAGCAGCCAAACGGGCGCGAUCUGCCUCGAUACGCUGUCAUCGGCAUGGUCGCCGGUGCUGACCAUCAAAUCCGCGCUUUUAUCUCUGCAAUCCUUACUCAGCACUCCUGAGCCCAAAGAUCCGCAGGAUGCAGAGGUAGCCACCAUGCUACUGCGAAGACCGAAAGAGUUCGAGCGUGUCGCCCGGGAAUGGGCCGUCAUCCACGCUGGGGCUCCCCGAAAACACGCUGGGGAGGGUAGUGGAGGAGCUACAGACGAAACUCUUCGCCAGGAGGAACUUAGGUCCAAGGCGGAGCAAGAAAGGGAAGAUCUUUCCAAGUACGACGGAUAUAACAAAGACCUGAUCGAUCGAUUCUGCAGCAUGGGCUUCGAUGUGGAUCGAGUGGUCGCGGCGUUCAAAUUUUACGGCAUUGAUCGAAUGAAUGGUGAGGACUAUGAAUUGGAUGAAGCUUAUAUGGGUGAUAUUACCGCACGGCUCCUGGGUGAGCCGUAAGUGACGGCGUGAUGACUCUUUGGGCUAUUUUUGGGCAACAAUAGCGAAUGAAACUGAUCGAAUGCAUGGUGCCUGGCGAAUGCUCCGUUUUCAAGAGAUUCUACCUUAUUUCUAUGGACAUUGUUUAUGGUUGGGAGGAGCAACGCCUUAUGGCAUGUCUUCAUGAACUAUUCUUUGCUUGUUUCCGGCUCUUAUGGCUGUCUACUUUAUGCUUCCUUUCCAUCUCCUGUCUCUUACUUUAAACUUGAUAUUGAGCUUCUGAAAUACGCUUCAGCGUUGUAGAAUGUCGUCGUAAAUUUAGUUUUAGCUAGAAUUGGCCGGCAACAAGCUGAUAACGAUAAGCG
Aspergillus novofumigatus IBT 16806 is the source of this 1350-nucleotide messenger RNA. Its product is annotated as E2 ubiquitin-conjugating protein UBC1. The transcript has 4 exons. The coding region runs from base 269 to 1006 and encodes 245 amino acids. Gene Ontology annotation, molecular function: protein binding. The record is from RefSeq and is a predicted model, not a curated record. NCBI's taxonomy places the organism in Eukaryota, Fungi, Ascomycota, Eurotiomycetes, Eurotiales, Aspergillaceae.